AUGGCAAUUUUAACGUUUUUUCUUUCAGAAACGAAACGCGAUCUACCUUCAGGAAAUGGUAUGGUCGCUGUGCCUUUAACAAAAUCAUCGUAUUUUAAUCCUUUUUUUGAUUAUCCCUUUUUUCCCAAAUCUAGUGUCAACAACGUUUUUGCCAAGCCUUCAGAUUUUUCCUUAACGCGAACUGGUAAACCCACUUUUUCAUCAUCAAGAGAAAUGUUUCUAAAUGGGGUUGAACCCGUUGAUACUUUUUUUAAAACGAAAAAAGAAAAAUUUUUGAAUAAUUUAUCAAAUGCUUAUGGAAGUCCUGCAGGAGGAAUGUAUGAAAUUUUUAAGAGAAGCGCUUUGUCAGAUGAUUCAUCUACCGAAACACCAAUUUUGGACUCAUCGUAUUUUAUUAAAAAAAAAUAUGAUUUUAUGAAAACUUUAUUCAAAACUCUAAAUGCUACAGCUAGUCCUGAAACGGAUAAAACACAGGAAACCGGGGAUUUAACGCCUGUAACUACUAAACCUACAAUUGUUCCUCCAGAUUUUUGGUUUCCUUUUGUUAAGCUACCCAAGACUCCAAAACCUCCUAAACCAACGAAACCACCUAAAGCCAAAAAAGUACUAAAAGAUAUGUUGGAUACUCUUCUUUUGCAAUCUUUAUUAAGUGAUUUGGAAAGUAACAUGAAAGAUACGACUUUGAGCAAACGUAGUAUACUUGAUUCUGAACCAAGUAAUAAAUUAGUUAAUAAAAAAACUAAAUCUAAAAGUAAAACAUCAGAAGUUUCUUCUGAAAAAUCAUACGAUUGUAUUGAUAAGUUGAUAAAAAUUUUAAAUAGUACUACAGAUGACAGUUUUUUCACUGAUUUAACGACGACUGUUUCACCAACGAGUAAAUCAAAGUUGAAAGAAAUGGAUUAUGUUGCAAAACUAGAUGAAUUUUUUGAUUUUUUGAUAAAAGCUUUUAAUGAAACGGCAGAGGCUCAAAAAUACGCAGAUAAAUCCGGAAAAAGUAAAAGUAGUACGGGGAAAAAAUUCAAAAGAUCAACUUUUCUUGACGAGUUACUUCAUAGAGUUUCAACACCAGCCCCGACAACUGUAAAACCAACGGAAUAUUUAGAAAAAACAAAUUUUGAUGACGUAAAAGAAUUUAUUGUAGAAUGUUGUUGUAGUUUUGAUAAAGGGAAAUUUCCCGAAUCCGAAAAACCUACCAGAUCGAUAUUAUUUAAUCCAUUAGGGUUUAAUUACAUGAUCCCGCAGUAUCUCUAUGCUGCCAAAAUGAAUAUGUACUUAGACAAACUUACCGAUGCCUUAAAUGCCGCGAAUUCUAAUAGCAAACCAGACGUGGCUUCAGAUUUCGAUAAGAGAAGCUCGGAUUUCGUACCAGAAAGCUUAGCAAAAUUUUCUUUCAAAGAGGAAGCCAUUGAUAUGGUUAUUAAUGAAUUAAGCGACCUAAAAAACAGUAUGAUUGUAGCUUUUACUGAUGCAAUUAAAGCUCAAAAAGAUGCAAUGUCAUCAACCCUACCUUAUUAUGGCCCUACUGGUAAAACUUUUAAAAAACCAUGGGGCCCUAAACCCAUGCCAACAGUAGAUCCUGUAGCACCUGUUCAAAAACAAAUUGAUGUUUUAAUUAAAGUAGAAAAGAUUUUAAUUUUCACGAAUGAGCCUGAAAAUAAUUCUAAAUUGUUAAGUAAUUUAACUGAAAUUUUUAAUUCACCUUCACCUUCAAACAUGGCUCAUCAAUUUAAAAUUUCACCGACUGAACCCACGGAAAAUCCAAAUAAUCCAGCCUUCUUUUUAUCUAAAACUAGAGAAUAUUUGCAAAAUUUGUACGGCGUUAAAAAUGAUACAUAA
Messenger RNA from Pediculus humanus corporis (human body louse), 1836 nucleotides. RefSeq lists its product as uncharacterized. The transcript is spliced from 2 exons. Bases 1 to 1836 code for a protein of 611 amino acids. The record is from RefSeq and is a predicted model, not a curated record. Lineage: Eukaryota; Metazoa; Arthropoda; Insecta; Psocodea; Pediculidae.